AUGGAUCAUGGGACGGUGGCUGGAGCCGUCGCGACGCAGGCGCCCCCAUGCCCCGCGACGGUUGUACCCGCCAGCAAGCCUGGCCUGAUCAGCCAUGAUGAAGUUCGGGCAUUGGAGUCCUCCCUGGACCAUGGCCACUCCGUACGGGCACUGUACCGCUUCGACGCCGCCCUGCGUGCGCUGUCCUUGGAUGAGUUUGCCGCCAAGCUGCGCCCCGUCAUGCUGGAGCUGGCCUUCAACCUGGAGUCUUUCAACCCCGCCUUCACCGCCGUUCUGCUCAAGGUUCAGAGCACCAUCGGCCUGAGCGGGUACCACGCGCGCGACGAGGCGCUGAAGCGCCUGAUCCUGCCCCUGGCGGGGGAAUACGGGCUGCACGCCGACCAGCCCCAGGGCGCGACACACCGCGCGCUGUUUGCCGAGUUCUACGAGGACCUGCUGGGCGAGGCGCUGGAGCCGGCAAUGCGCGCCGCGGCGACGAGCUUCCCCCCCGCCGCGGCGAUCCUCUACUCCCAGAUGAUGCGCGAUGUUCUGGGGGGUGGCGGGCGCACCGGGGACGCCCAGGAGCAGGCGUCGUACGCGCUGGGCUACAACCUGGCCAUCGAGUACCUGGCGGACGUGGAGAAGCGGCUGGAGCUGGAGGCCUUCCGCCACCUGGACGAGCGCGUGCUGGCGCCGGCGGGGCGCCGUCUGCGUGCCUGGGAGUUCCUGGAGGUGCACGCCGAGGGCGAGGCCGAACACGCGGCCAUCGGCCACGCGGCCGCCUGCGGCCUGGUCCCCGCCGACCACGCAGGCCUACUGCACGCCGCGGCCGCAGACCAUGAUCGCGACUUUGCCGCAUUCUACGACGCGCUGGCGGCCAUGCUGGAGUGA
This is a messenger RNA of Auxenochlorella protothecoides, 870 nucleotides long. RefSeq lists its product as hypothetical. The coding region runs from base 1 to 870 and encodes 289 amino acids. The transcript has 5 exons. NCBI's taxonomy places the organism in Eukaryota, Viridiplantae, Chlorophyta, Trebouxiophyceae, Chlorellales, Chlorellaceae. The record is from RefSeq and is a predicted model, not a curated record.